Molecule: messenger RNA, 2007 nt
Organism: Nematolebias whitei (Rio pearlfish)
Lineage: Eukaryota; Metazoa; Chordata; Actinopteri; Cyprinodontiformes; Rivulidae
Gene: mmp21
Product: matrix metallopeptidase 21
Exons: 7
Coding region: 1-2007 (668 amino acids)
Biological process (GO): collagen catabolic process; proteolysis; extracellular matrix organization
Cellular component (GO): extracellular matrix
Molecular function (GO): zinc ion binding; metalloendopeptidase activity
Source: RefSeq, a predicted model, not a curated record
AUGCUGACCUUCAUGCAGCUGAUCACUUGGCUCCUUCUCACCAACUCAAACGGCGCCGAGAAGCUUUUCCAUAACCGGGAUCAUUCGGACGUGCGGGCGCCACUGUCGCACCAAGCUCCUGUCGUCGUGGAUGAAUUUAAAGCGGAGUUAUUUCUCUCUCGAUACGGGUUCAUCAAGCCUGUCGACUGGGAGGAAGACGAGUUUGAGGAUUCGGACGCUUCUUCCCCAGAUGACUUUCUGGAUGACCUACAAGCUAGAAUCCAGGAGGAGACCUCAGUGUCUCGUUCAAGAGAUGCUCCUCAAAGUGGUCGUGAUGUCCACAAAAACCGAGCUGAGAAUCAAGCUUUUAUUUCAGCCCUUAAAGAGUUUCAGAGGGUGUCGGGGCUGCCUGUUACAGGCGUGUUCGAUGAGGCCACCAGGGAGGCGAUGAACAAACCGAGGUGUGGCGUCCCCGACAAGAAGAUGGACCUGAACGCUCCUGUGGAACCUGAGAACAAUCAGACCGGUAGUUUUAACGAGACUGACGGCAACAACACAGCAAGUGACCGUUUCAUCAGCUCUGCCAAUUACUCUGACGAUGAAAUAUUUAGUUUUAACAACACACAAAGUCUCCUCGUAGACGUUUCAAACGAUACAAACGUGAAUACGACACAGCCAGACGGCUCCAGUGAUGGUGAAAUGGGACGCGUAGGCCUGGACACAAGUCAGAGCGAAGCAGUUCGGCGUAAAAAGCGUCACCUGGCCGUCCUUGUGUCAGAAAGGCGUCAGAAGAGAGAUCUGAGAGAAUCUGGAUUCAUGGCUUUUUCCAAGACGGUGCUGAAGUGGCGGCUGAUCGGAGAAGGCUACAGCAGUCAGCUGACCGUCGAGGAGCAGAGGUACAUCUUCAGGCUGGCCUUCCGGAUGUGGAGCGAGGUGUCGCCGCUGGAGUUUGUGGAGGACGUGUGGUCGCCACUGGAGGACAUUGACGUCAAGCUGGGCUUUGGCACAGGAAGGCAUCUGGGAUGCAGUCAGAGGUUUGACGGAACGGGACAGGAGUUUGCUCAUGCCUGGUUCCUCGGUGAUAUACACUUUGACGAUGAUGAGCACUUCACUGCUCCCAGCUCCCACAGUGGAAUCAGCCUUCUUAAAGUGGCGGUUCAUGAGAUUGGUCAUGUUUUGGGUCUACCCCACACCUACAGACCGGGGUCUAUAAUGCAGCCCAGCUACCUGCCUCGCGAGUCAACUUUUGAGAUGGACUGGAUGGACAGAAAGGCUAUACAGCAUCUGUAUGGUGCGUGCAAAGGUCGAUUUGACACCGUGUUCGACUGGAUCAGGAAGGAGAAGACGCCUUACGGAGACGUGAUCGUCCGCUUCAACACGUACUUCAUGAGGGACGGCUGGUACUGGCUGUAUGAGAACAGCAACAACAGAACGCGUUACGGUGAUCCGGUUGCGCUGCACAUCGGCUGGCACGGGCUUCCCAGUGAUGGAGUAGACGCACACGUACACGUGUGGUCCAGGAAACGAGAUGACGUUUACUUUUUCAAAGGUACUCAGUUUUGGAGAUAUGAUAAUGAGAAUGACCAGGUGUUCAUUAAGGACUCUGAUGGUCAGCCGUACCCGAGGAGGAUUUCUAAAGGUUUCCCCGGGGUGCCCAGUCCCAUCGACACAGCCUUUUACAACAGGAGGGACUCCCUCAUUUACUUCUUCAAAGGCACUCUAGUGUUUGCAUUCAGUGUGAAAACCAGCAGCUUGGUGAGAGGCUUCCCCAAAACCAUCAGAGACGUUUUCCCUCCAGUGGAGAGAGGAGACCAUCCAGAUGGCAACAUCGACGCUGCCUACUUCUCCUACACCCACAGCGCCGUCUUUCUGCUCAAGGGCACGCGGUUCUGGCAAGUGGUGGGCAGCCGUGAACGCUGGCGCCGGCCCUUUCUGCCUCAAAACGGCUUGUUGCCACACAGGGAGGUGGAUCGGCAGUGGUUCGACAUCUGCAACGUUCAUCCUACUGCUCUGAAACUAACCCGCUGA